Messenger RNA from Archocentrus centrarchus (flier cichlid), 3715 nucleotides. Its product is annotated as putative exonuclease GOR. The coding region runs from base 69 to 3536 and encodes 1155 amino acids. The record is from RefSeq and is a predicted model, not a curated record. Gene Ontology annotation, cellular component: nucleus. Gene Ontology annotation, molecular function: nucleic acid binding; exonuclease activity. The transcript is spliced from 16 exons. Lineage: Eukaryota; Metazoa; Chordata; Actinopteri; Cichliformes; Cichlidae.
AGUCUCCAAAUGCUGAAGUCGGAUCGUUAAUUAAAAAACGUUGAGCAAAACAGACCGGGAAGUGGCAGAUGUUUCCUUCUUCCAGCGUUUUUGCUGAUAUAAACUGCCCCUUUUCACAACACGGGCGUUGUGAGCGGCCUCACUGUUUAUACAAACAUGCCGCAAAACAGGCGCGGCAUUGGUUUGGUGUCUCAUAUGAAUCAACGAAAAUGGACUUAACAGAAGGACAGAGUCCCUAUAAGGCCUGUGGAGAUGACUGCCUUCAUGAGCUGGAGCGGAUCAACAAGGAGAUUGAAACUGUAAGACAUGAGGUGGAGCAGGAGCAGAGACGGCUAUCGCGCUACCAGACGGUACAGGCAGACAGCAGAAACAGCACACCUGCUUCCAAGUGUGAGUCUGUAGGUAAAGAUGUAGCCAGAGGUUCUUAUGGGCCGCCGCCUCACACAGACCUGCAGCACCAGCGUAGAAGGAAGUACGUGGUUGACAACUCGAAACCGAGGACUGAUUUGGAGUAUGACCCCCUAUCCAACUUUUCUGCAGACUUACUGUCUUUCAGCUCAUCGGGAAAGGAGCAGAGGUUGAAAAGCAGAAAAGGAUUGAAAAGUGCAGGAAACACUGUCCCUUGUGGUGAUCGGGAUCCGGAUGCGUAUCAGGCUCCGCUUUCCCGAUCACCGUCUCCAGAGCUGCUCGAUGACUCUUCUGAAGGUGAAGACCUAAUUAUUGAUGUUCCUCCUUCGCCUGACAAAACGGGAGGUCAGAAAACUGCUGAGUCUGUAGCAGGGAAAUCCUCCCGGGUGAUCACAGAGGAGGUAAAGGAGGACAAAACAGAGCCUGUAUUACCUGAUUCUCCGUCGUUGCACUAUACAAACACUCUGUCUGCAGGAGAUUCAAAUAAAGUUCAUUAUUCUGUUGAAAACAGUCAAGAUUUAAAGACUUUAAGUGCUGACAAACUUAACAUAAUUGACUUAACUGGAAGUUUAGAAGACCUUGCAGCUGAAUGUCAGAAAAUUACUGCAGCAAUAGUGGAGAAGAUUCCUGAACAGCAGGAGCACAGCUGGAACAAUCCUCAGUGUAAGCUGGCCAGUAUCGCCGAGAGAAUGAAUCCACUGAAGACACCCAAGAAUUCGCUUGUCUGCGAGUCUCCAGCUGCUGACUCAUCACACAGGCAAACAGCUCAGGACAGAGUUCAAAGCCAAAGGCUUUCUGAAGAAAGCGCACCCUCACUGGUGACAGGAAGACAGAAAAAUUCAAGCGAAAUGCUCGGACAGACUCGGGGAAAAGCUGCCGUCAGUCAUAACUCAACCCUGGAACCGGCUUCAGGCAGCAGCCAGUUUGAGGGUCGGCGUGUUUUGCCAACAUCUGUCAGCUCACAGCCCAGAGCUGACCCAUCAUUGGAGCAGAAUUUGGUGAGAGCAGAUAAUGAAGAGGUUAUAUUAAUCAACUCCAGCUCUGAGGAGGAGGAGGAGGACAAGCUUAACUACUCAGAAAUGGAGCUCUCUGACAGUGACCCAAUGGAGGAAUGCUACAGGAUCUUCAUGGAGGCGAACGACGAGGAAAAGGGAAAUGAAGAGUGUCCUGGUGCACCUACUGGGGCUGCGGAUGUGGAGAAGAUGGAGGUAAACGGCACUUCCAAGGGAUUACCAGGAAGGAAGAGGGUGGCUCACGAAGCCAAACAUACAGAGCAGCCAGUAGCUAAGAGCAGGCCUCAGCCGCAGGUUUUGGUUCCCCUCCGAGAGCCAAUAACAUCAGGAUUUGGCUCUAGGCGCUCUGUCAAUUCCAAAACCCAGCAGGUCCAGCAAAGAGCCUCCAUGCUGACUGCUUCGGUUAAAGGUGGUCAGGCUUUUGUUUCCGCCACCUCUCAGAAGAAACCAGAGACCCAGCUUACGCCUUCUGCUCUGACUCAAACUCCUGAAACCCUGCAGCCUGCUCCUGUGCACAACGCUUUUGUGAACUAUAUACCUUUGGGACCGGCUGUAAUCGAGGUGGGCAACAACUUGCACUUAAUCCUUCCAGACGGCGCCUUCCCAGUGCCCAUUUCUUCCAGUUCCAGUCCUGUUACUCCAAUUUUAACUCCAAUCAGUCAGGUUCACACAAGUGCCCUCACUGUCAGACAAACACACCAUCCACCUGCAGUUACUCCUGUGCAAAGAUGCCGCCCGGCAGCACCAGUGCUCAUUCCCGCUGUGGCACGCAAACCUUUACUAAACUCUUCUUUUACGUCAGCAUCUUUACGUUCCAGUUCAGCUGUUUCUGCUGUUUCUCAAAGUGCUGUUCAGGCUUCUGCAAAGCUGGUGCCUGCCAAACGAAAACUGAAGCAGCAGUGUGAGGCCGCCAAAGACAAAGUGCCCCACGAUGUCCGACAGCGUUACGUCAACAUGUUCACUGAAGAGUUCCUCAAAACGACACCCAAUGUUAAUGAUGCCUUUGAAAAGGCUCUUGCUGAAGAGAAGACUGUGUACAAUCGUAGUGCGAACAAACUCAAAUAUAUGAGCGUUGCAGUAAACGCACUCAAGAGGCUAAAGAACCAAAGUGCUGUUGCUGCUAAAGAUGAAAACAAAGUUUGCGGUCAAAGACUGAAAGGUAACAUACCUCUUAACCCAAAGAAGUUGAAAGGAGAUGCAGAUGACACGGCAUUGUAUGAGAGUCUGAAGGAUUAUAUUUUGACUGAUGAGAAGCUAACUGAGAACAACUAUCCCAUCCAGCACCCAGAGAAACAUGGUUCUGCUGUUCUUUUUGCUGACCAUAAGAAAGUUAACGCAGACCCACUGAAGAGGAUCUGCUGUCGCUGUGGUGCUACGUACUCGGUGAGCCAAAGUGGCAAACACAUUCGCAAGGAGGAAUGCAACUACCAUUAUGGGAAAGGAGUUGAGAACAGAGUACCAGGUGGAGUGGAAACUCGCUACAGCUGCUGUCAGGGAGUCAUGGGAGCCCCAGGCUGUCAAGUGUUCAAGUUACAUGUCCAUGAUUCUCUCAGCCUGGAUGGGUUUGUGUCCACCGUCCCCAGAUGUCCCUCGGACACGAGCUGUCCCAGUGUCUAUUCCUUGGAUUGUGAAAUGUGUUACACUGUUCAUGGUUUGGAGUUGUCCAGAGUGACGGUGGUCAACUCGAGUGUGCAAGUCGUAUACGACUCCUUUGUCAAACCUGAUAAUGAGGUUAUUGACUAUAACAACAGAUUUUCAGGUAUUGGGGAGGAGGAUGUGAAGGGUCACCACACUUCUCUCAGAGAGGUCCAAGAGACCUUGUUGAGCUUCAUAAAUGCCGACACCAUUCUGAUUGGACACAGCCUGGAAACAGACCUCUGUUUACUCAAGCUGCUCCACGGGAUGGUGGUGGAUACAUCUGUGGUCUUUCCCCAUCGUCUGGGCCCCCCUCACAAGCUCACCCUCAACAAGCUCACAGCUGAAUACCUCAGAAGGAUCAUUCAAGAGAGUGUUUGUGGCCACGACACUGCAGAAGAUGCUGCUGCCUGUAUGGAGCUGAUGCUGUGGAAAGUUAAAGAAGAUGGAAAAUCAAAAAAAAUGAUGGAAAUAAAAUAAUUUAUCUGCUGUUCAUACAUGAAACAUAAAACAUCAGUUUGUGGGAAACUGUCAGGACACGGAGGGCUGUUUGUUUUUCUCACUUGAUUUCUCUUAAUAUGAUCUGUGUGUAAAACUUAGACUUGGAGCCUUUCUUCCACAUCUGUAUGAAUGCUUAUGGCAUGUACUGCUAAGAUGAC